Aethina tumida (small hive beetle) is the source of this 944-nucleotide messenger RNA. RefSeq names its product 40S ribosomal protein S2 (gene RpS2). The record is from RefSeq and is a predicted model, not a curated record. Gene Ontology annotation, molecular function: RNA binding; structural constituent of ribosome. NCBI's taxonomy places the organism in Eukaryota, Metazoa, Arthropoda, Insecta, Coleoptera, Nitidulidae. Bases 2 to 841 code for a protein of 279 amino acids. Gene Ontology annotation, biological process: translation. The transcript has 3 exons. Gene Ontology annotation, cellular component: cytosolic small ribosomal subunit; ribosome.
AAUGGCGGACUCAGCUCCAGCCCGUGGCGGAUUUCGCGGAGGUUUCGGUGGUGCCGGAGGCGGCGGUAGGGGAGGACGCGGCGGCCCGCGCGGUCGCGGUCGCGGACGCGGUCGUGGACGUGGACGCGGCAAGGAGGACUCCAAGGAAUGGGUGCCCGUGACCAAGCUGGGACGUUUGGUGCGCGACGGCAAGAUCCGUUCGCUCGAGGAGAUCUAUCUCUUCUCUUUGCCCAUCAAGGAGUACGAAAUCAUCGAUUUCUUCAUCGGUGCUGAUCUGAACGAUGAGGUUCUUAAAAUUAUGCCCGUUCAGAAACAGACCCGUGCCGGACAACGUACACGUUUCAAGGCCUUCGUCGCCAUUGGUGACAGCAAGGGACACAUUGGUCUUGGUGUCAAAUGCAGCAAGGAAGUGGCAACUGCAAUUCGUGGUGCCAUCAUCUUGGCCAAGCUCUCAGUGGUUCCAGUCCGACGUGGAUACUGGGGUAACAAAAUUGGUCAACCCCACACUGUGCCUUGCAAGGUAACUGGAAAAUGUGGUUCCGUAACCGUAAGACUGAUUCCCGCCCCCCGUGGUACCGGUAUCGUAUCUGCGCCCGUACCCAAGAAGCUGCUGCAGAUGGCCGGUAUCGAGGAUUGUUACACGUCGGCCAGAGGAUCCACAGGCACUUUGGGUAACUUCGCAAAGGCCACAUACGCCGCCAUCGCGAAGACCUACGCAUACUUGACACCAGACUUGUGGAAGGAGAUGCCCUUGACCAAGACGCCCUACCAGGAGUACGCCGACUACCUUGUGAAGAAUCACAGGCCCGUCGCCCUCAACCCUCGUGCGGAAAAUGCGUAGGGAUUUUAAUGAAUCGGCGAUUCAUUUGUCCUGUAUAACACACAUAUUUUGAUUUUGUUGGCAGUUAGCUGAACUGCUGAAUAAAAUCCUAAAAGAACCACAA